AAUCAACAUCAUCAUAAACAGGUUUUUGAGGUGAAGGUCAGUUGCCUUCAGCAUCAAUAAUUGGUAGUCGUAUUAUCAUAAGCAAUGGAUGCACCAUUUUCCGCUAAACGAAGACGUUUUGACACAGAAAACGGGAACAAGGCACAUCACAGACAGGGCUAUGUGGAGGAGUAUCCAGACCGGGAGGGCAGCACAUCCCUCAUAUUUGCUCUGCAGGAGAAAGUGGGAGCUCUGGCAGAGGCUCUGAAGAUCUUUGAGAACCACCAUGUGAAUCUGCACCACAUAGAAUCUCGCCCCUCCAAGGAGAACCUGUCCCUGCAUGAGUUUUAUGUGUCGUGCGAUGACACCAAGGGAGGGCUGAAGGAAGCAAUUGAGGAACUCAAACUCAAAACCGACGAGCUCACAGUUUUGUCAAGAAACCCAAGUGACAAGACUGAUGAAGGAUGUUGCCUAAAUAUUGGACAUGGUAUCAAAGUUCCCUGGUUUCCGAGGAAGAUCAAUGAACUGGACAGAUUUGCUAAUCAGAUCUUGAGCUAUGGAUCAGAACUUGAUGCAAAUCAUCCGGGUUUUACAGACCCAGUGUACAGAGCAAGGAGAAAGGAGUUUGCUGAUAUAGCUUUUCAUUACAAACAUGGUACAGCAAUUCCUAGAGUUGAAUACACUGAAGAUGAGAAAAAGACUUGGGGGACAAUAUUUACGGAACUGACAAAGCUGUACAAGACUCACGCCUGUCGGGAAUUCAACCAUGUGUUCCCCAUUCUCAUUGACAACUGUGGUUACCGUGCCGACAACAUUCCACAGCUACAAGAUAUUUCCGACUUUCUUAAAGACUGCACUGGCUUCACUCUGAGACCUGUGGCAGGUUUGCUGUCAUCGCGUGACUUCCUUGCUGGCCUAGCUUUCCGUGUGUUCCACUCAACUCAGUACAUUCGACACGGCUCCAAACCCAUGUACACCCCAGAACCUGAUGUCUGCCAUGAAUUGCUGGGCCACGUUCCCUUGUUUGCUGAUCCACCUUUUGCACAGUUCUCACAGGAAAUUGGACUUGCAAGUCUUGGUGCACCAGAAGAAUACAUCCAUAAACUUGCUACUUUGUACUGGUUCACCGUGGAGUUUGGGCUGUGUCGUCAAGAGGGACAACUCAAGGCAUAUGGAGCUGGUCUUCUGUCCUCUUUUGGAGAACUUAAAUACUGCUUGACCGACAAGCCAGAGAAACUUCCGUUUGAUCCAGCGAUGACCUGUGUCAAGGAAUACCCAAUUACAUCGUACCAACCAGUCUACUAUGUGGCUAACAGUUUUGAAGAUGCUAAAGAGAAACUUGAAUUGUUUGCACAGACUAUUCCUCGCCCAUUCACUGCGUGGUACAAUGCCUACACUCAGAGUGUGGAAGUCAUCAACAGCAAGGAACAAGUCAUCAACUUGACCAAAGCCAUAAGAGGUGAUCUGGGACUGCUUGAAGAUGCCAUUUCUAAACUGAAGUAAACAGGGAAGGCAGUGAAUUAAAAUUAUAUUUGGAAAACUGACGGCAUUAAAUGAUCACUCAACUUAAGUCAUAGCAAACAGGGUUUAAAAUUACUGUUGUGUUGUAAUUUGUUGAAAGAAGAAGAUCUAGCAAUUUUUGUCUUAUGUGUUACUAUUGUCAUCUGUGGGAUUUUAUUUAGUGGUAUGCAACCCAAAAGUACUAUCUGCUUAGUAAAGGUGGCUGCUUCAACAGGUUUGAUUGUAAGUUGGCAAUUGUGUUUUUUGUACAUAUAUUUUGGCUAUGUCAAGGAUAAGGUGAUUUUCAAUCUUUAUUUUACAUUGUUAUAAUUAGGUACAUAAAAACUAGUUGGGUUAAAACAGAAGUGAGUUCAAUCUGAGUCUAUAGUCUAUAACUGAUUGUAGACUAGUAAAUAUUAUAGUCUAUGAUUGUAGACUAGUAAAUAUUAUAGUCUAUAACUGAUUGUAGACUAGUAAAUAGUAUAGUCUAUAUCUGAUUCUAGACUAGUAAAUAGUAUAGUCUAUAACUGAUUGUAGACCAGUAAAUAGUAUAGUCUAUAUCUGAUUCUAGACUAGUAAAUAGUAUAGUCUAUAACUGAUUGUAGACCAGUAAAUAGUAUAGUCUAUAUCUGAUUCUAGACUAGUAAAUAGUAUAGUCUAUAACUGAUUGUAGACUAGUAAAUAGUAUAGUCUAUAUCUGAUUCUAGACUAGUAAAUAGUAUAGUCUAUAACUGAUUGUAGACUAGUAAAUAGUAUAGUCUAUAUCUGAUUCUAGACUAGUAAAUAGUAUAGUCUAUAACUGAUUGUAGACUAGUAAAUAGUAUAGUCUAUAUCUGAUUCUAGACUAGUAAAUAGUAUAGUCUAUAACUGAUUGUAGACCAGUAAAUAGUAUAGUCUAUAUCUGAUUCUAGACUAGUAAAUAGUAUAGUCUAUAACUGAUUGUAGACUAGUAAAUAGUAUAGUCUAUAUCUGAUUCUAGACUAGUAAAUAGUAUAGUCUAUAACUGAUUGUAGACCAGUAAAUAGUAUAGUCUAUAUCUGAUUCUAGACUAGUAAAUAGUAUAGUCUAUAACUGAUUGUAGACCAGUAAAUAGUAUAGUCUAUAUCUGAUUCUAGACUAGUAAAUAGUAUAGUCUAUAACUGAUUGUAGACCAGUAAAUAGUAUAGUCUAUAUCUGAUUCUAGACUAGUAAAUAGUAUAGUCUAUAACUGAUUGUAGACUAGUAAAUAGUAUAGUCUAUAUCUGAUUCUAGACUAGUAAAUAGUAUAGUCUAUAUCUGAUUGUAGACUAGUAAAUAGUAUAGUCUAUAACUGAUUGUAGACUAGUAAAUAGUAUAGUCUAUAACUGAUUGUAGACUAGUAAAUAGUAUAGUCUAUAACUGAUUGUAGACUAGUAAAUAGUAUAGUCUAUAUCUGAUUCUAGACUAGUAAAUAGUAUAGUCUAUAACUGAUUGUAGACUAGUGGGAUCUGGUUCCAAUCGGAUGGAAGAAAGCUAUAUGUAAUUGAAAAGAAUUUUGUAACUUCACACCUCUGCCUAAGUUUAUAUUAACAAGUGUUUACAUCAAAUGCUCAUGUGUACAAUUUUAACUGAACUAGUUUUUAUCUAUACACAUAGUAUACUGAGAGGCAUAAAAACACAAUAUGUAUUCAAAAUAUUUUUUCUUAUAUCCAUUGCGUUAUUUAUGUCUCUCAGAAUACUUAUUGUUUGCCUUUUGAAUCAUAAUAUAUCAGUAUACUGGUAUACUGCACAUUCUACUUAUUUACAGUUGAUUUUAUAUUUUGACAUUGUUAGAUUCAAUAGUUUAUGGGAAAAAAUUUUUGUUAGGAUUCAUAACAUUAUUAUUUGUAGGAUGUUGAAUUUAUCACAUCAAAAACACUUUUUACACUUUACAUUUGUAAACAGGUAUGUAAGUUUUUUGUAUAUUUACCACAGCAUAAAACUUUUAUUUCCAUAGGCCUAUACUGUAUUUAAACUAACAAUGUAAACACAUAUACAAUUGAAAAUCUAGUCAGGUUAUCAUUUAAUAAAUAUUAUAGAAUUGCUUUAAAGUGAUCUAGUCAUGUAAACAUUGCAUUAAACACUUCUUUACUCUCAGGCGGUAUAAAUAUCUAGGAUUUUUUGUAUAGUAGAUAAUUAACUAUGAUAAAUCAAAUUCAGUUUAAAACAAUAGGAUUUCUUUGUUUUUUAAAUUGUAUUCAAAUGUGACAGAUUUGAUUGAAAUGCAGACUCAAAUGCAUAAUACAUGUAGUAAGGAUUACUCAGAAUGCAAUACAUUUUUUGUUUCAUUAUUUGAUAGUUAAGUAACUAUUUGGAGAGUAAUUUGACAUAAGAUUCAAAUAUGAACCAGGGCUCCAUUCUACGAAGCAAUCUUAGCACUAAGAUUACCGUAAGUGCAUAAUUACCAUAUGCAUUUAAGGUGACCUUGGCACUAAGAUUGCUUCGUGGAAUAGGCCCAGAUGUAGUGUUUGGAUUAUAUAUUCAGCAGAUUUGCUUGGACAUUCCAAACACUGUUUACACCCAACAAGUAUAAAAAAUUGUUUUCAUAUUAAUAUUUACCGUGUAUAUACUAUUAUGUUUUUCAUUUUUAAAAAAUUGUCAUUUUUGGUGACUGGUGUGCAAGUUUAAAUUUUAACUCAAUGUGGGAUUUUUAUAUACAUUUUAGCCCGGUUUCUUUUACUUAAGGACCAAGAUUGGUUACCGUUACAUAUUUUAUAACCAUUGUUCUUGUUACGGAUGUACUUAUUUUAUAAUGGCUUUUAAGUUGCAGUUAAUUAACAGGAAUAUUAACACAUAUUGCAUUUACAAAUUUAUAACAAAGCAAUAUUUUAUGCUAUUAAAAGUUAUGAAAUAUU
Messenger RNA from Gigantopelta aegis, 4331 nucleotides. RefSeq names its product protein henna-like. Lineage: Eukaryota; Metazoa; Mollusca; Gastropoda; Neomphalida; Peltospiridae. Gene Ontology annotation, biological process: L-phenylalanine catabolic process; L-tyrosine biosynthetic process. Gene Ontology annotation, molecular function: iron ion binding; phenylalanine 4-monooxygenase activity. The record is from RefSeq and is a predicted model, not a curated record. The transcript is spliced from 14 exons. Bases 85 to 1482 code for a protein of 465 amino acids.